AUGGCUGCGAAACCGUUGCAAAGCAGCAACAACGCCAAUGUGGCCAAGCCGCCGGCAUCGAAAGCCGGGAAGACGAUCGAAGAGAUGUACCAGAAGAAGUCGCAGCUGGAGCACAUCUUACUCCGGCCAGACACUUACAUCGGAUCGAUAGAGAAGCACACCCAGACGCUCUGGGUCUACGAGAACGACGAGAUGGUGUACCGCCCUGUGACGUAUGUUCCCGGCCUUUACAAGAUCUUCGACGAGAUCCUCGUGAACGCCGCUGACAACAAACAGAGAGAUCCGUCGAUGGAUUCCGUCAAAGUUGUGAUCGACGUUGAGCAUAGUCUGAUCAGUGUGUGUAACAGCGGAGACGGAGUUCCCGUCGAGAUUCAUCAGGAGGAAGGCGUUUAUGUGCCGGAAAUGAUUUUCGGCCAUCUGUUGACUAGUAGUAACUACAACGAUAAUGAGAAGAAGACCACCGGUGGACGAAACGGGUAUGGUGCGAAGCUCACCAAUAUCUUCUCCACUGAGUUCACCAUAGAAACAGCCGAUGGGAAGAGGCAGAAAAAAUACAAGCAGGUGUUUGAAAACAAUAUGGGGAAGAAGUCUGAACCGGUUAUCACCAAGUGCACUAAGAAGGAGAACUGGACCAAGGUCACUUUUCGACCUGACUUAGGGAAAUUCAGCAUGACUAGUUUAGAAGACGAUGUGGUUGCUCUAAUGAGCAAACGAGUUUUCGAUAUUGCUGGUUGUUUGGGAAAGACUGUGAAGGUGGAGCUGAAUGGCGUACAAGUUCCAGUUAAAUCAUUCAGUGAUUAUGUCAAUUUGUACCUUAGUGCAGCCAAUAAAUCAAGGCCUGAGCCUCUCCCAAGGAUGGUUGAGAAAGUCAAUGACAGAUGGGAGGUUUGUGUGAGCUUAAGCGAGGGGCAGUUUCAGCAGGUCAGCUUUGUUAACUCCAUUGCCACAAUCAAGGGUGGUACACAUGUUGAUUACGUGACCAGCCAGAUCACAAACUACAUUGUUGGUAUCGUGAACAAAAAGAACAAGAACGCUAAUGUGAAGGCCCACAAUGUGAAGAACCAUCUGUGGGUAUUUGUCAACGCCCUGAUUGACAAUCCUGCGUUUGAUUCCCAGACAAAAGAAACACUGACUCUUCGACAGACCAGUUUCGGGUCCAAAUGUGAACUUUCCGAAGAUAUUCUGAAGAAAGUGGCGAAAUCUGGAGUAGUAGAGAAUUUGCUUUCAUGGGCAACUUUCAAGCAGAGCAAAGAACUUACGAAAACUGAUGGAACUAAAACUGGGAGGGUUAUGGUUGAGAAGUUGGAGGAUGCAAACGAAGCUGGAGGGAAGAACUCUAAUAAGUGUACGUUGAUUUUGACUGAAGGAGAUUCAGCUAAAGCUCUAGCUAUGGCGGGGCUCGUGAAGGUGGGUCGUGACCAUUACGGUGUGUUUCCCCUUCGAGGAAAGUUACUGAAUGUAAGGGAAGCCAGCACCAGUCAGAUCACUAACAAUAAGGAAAUCGAGAACAUCAAGAAGAUCCUUGGACUGAAGCAGCAUGUGAAAUACGAGAACGUUAACUCCCUGAGAUACGGCAGUUUGAUGAUCAUGACUGAUCAAGAUCACGAUGGUUCCCACAUCAAGGGGCUCUUAAUUAAUUUCAUCCACUCUUUCUGGCCGUCAUUACUCAAGGUUAAAUCAUUCCUAGUUGAGUUUAUCACACCCAUUGUGAAGGCCACGCGCAAGAAGAGAGGCAACGAGAAAGAAGACACAGUUCUGUCAUUUUACUCAAUGCCUGAGUACGAAGAGUGGAAAGAAAGCCUGAGGGGUAAUGCAACCGGAUGGACUAUAAAAUACUACAAGGGAUUGGGGACGAGUACCUCUAAGGAGGGCAGAGAGUACUUUGAAAAACUUGAUAUUCACAAAAAGGAUUUUGUUUGGGAGAAUGAUCAAGAUGGAGAAGCUAUAGAACUUGCAUUUAGUAAAAAGAAGAUUGAAGCCCGAAAAAGCUGGCUUCUGAAGUUUGAGCCUGGCACUCAUCUUGACCAGAAGGAAAAGAAAAUUACGUACAGUGACUUUGUGAACAAAGAACUUAUCCUGUUCUCCAUGGCCGAUCUUCAAAGGUCCAUUCCUUCGGUGGUUGAUGGGCUCAAACCGGGACAGAGAAAGAUACUUUUCUGUGCGUUUAAGAGGAACUUAAUCAAGGAGGCCAAGGUUGCCCAAUUCUCUGGUUAUGUCUCAGAGCACUCAGCUUAUCACCACGGGGAGCAGAGUCUUGCCGGUACCAUCGUAGGUAUGGCGCAGGACUAUGUUGGCAGCAAUAAUAUCAACCUGCUUCGACCCAAUGGUCAAUUUGGUACCCGAUCUUCGGGUGGCAAAGAUGCAGCCAGUCCAAGAUACAUUUUCACAGCGCUCUCUCCAGCAGCAAGGGUCUUGUUUCCCAAGGAUGACGAUGUCCUCCUUAAUUACUUAUAUGAAGACGGACAAAAGAUAGAGCCAACUUGGUACAUGCCCAUCAUUCCAACUGUCCUAGUCAAUGGCUCUGAAGGAAUUGGAACAGGGUGGUCUACUUUCAUACCUAACUAUAACCCGAGAGACAUUGUUGCCAACGUAAGGCGUCUACUUAAUGGUGAAAGCUUGGUUCCUAUGGAUCCUUGGUAUAGAGGUUUUCAAGGAACUAUUGAGAAAACUGCAUCUAAGGAAGGUGGGUCUACCUAUACAAUCACUGGUGUAUACGAGGAGAUUGAUGAAACGAAUCUUUAUAUCACCGAGCUACCAGUCAGAAAGUGGACUGAUGAAUAUAGGGACUUCUUGAUGGGAAUGAAGACAGAUUCUGGGGCCCCCUUUAUCGAGAAAAUUGACGUGUACCAUUCCGAAAAGUCUGUCGACUUUAGGCUUACAUUGAGUGAAGCGAACAUGAUGAUGGCUCGGCAAGAGGGGAUCUUGAAGAAAUUUAAACUCACCACGACAGUUGCUACAACCAAUAUGCAUCUCUUUGCUCAAAACGGUGUGAUUAAGAAGUAUGCGACUCCAGAAGAAAUCCUUGAAGAGUUUUUCGACCUCAGGCUCCAAUACUACGAGAAGAGAAAGAAAGUGAUGUUGGAGAAUCUAGAAGAGGAGCUGCUGAAACUAGAUAACAAAUUGAAGUUUAUUCUUGGAGUUGUGAGUGGAGAAAUCAAAGUGAACAAUAGGAAGAAGGCUGAUCUUGUUCAGGAGUUGAGACAGAGAGGGUUUACACCAUUCCCGAAGAAGGCAAAACCUGUUGAAGCUGCAGUUGCCGGAGCAAUCGAUGCAACUGAGGAAGAAUCUGAAGAAAGCUCAGAGGCGCCUCCUGCAACAAGCUCCAUGUUCGUGUCUGGGUCAGACUAUGACUACCUAUUGGCAAUGGCUAUAUCUUCGCUGACUCUAGAGAAAGUCGAGGAGUUAAGUGCACAGAGAGAUAAAAUGAAGGAAGAAGUUGAAGAGUUGAAGAAAACCACACGAGAAUCACUCUGGCUCAAAGACCUAGACUCUCUCGAAAAGGAACUAGACAAUAUUGAUGCUCAUGACGAAGAAGAGCGAAUAAAGGCAGCAGAAGAUGCAAAGAAAGACAAGGCCGGUGGUGGAGCAGCAAAAAAAGGUCGAAAACCGGCGGCAAGGAAACCACCAGCACCGAAGAAGACCACAAAGAAGGAAUCAGAAACCGCAGAGGCUUCCACCAACUCAGCAAUGGACACAGAGAGCAACGUAGUGGAAGUUGUGAAGCCUAAAGGUAGACAAGCAGCCAAAAAGAAAGCUCCGGUUGCUCCUCCAGCUGCUGAGGUUGAUGAUGAUGUGAUGCUUGAUCUCGCAGAAAGGAUUAAGCAAUACAAUAUAAGCAAAGAGACAACUGAGACAUCCAAACCAAUAUCUUUGGAUGAUGAUAGUGAUGAAGACGUGGUGGUGGUUGAGGCUGCACCAGCAAAGGGAGGAAGAAAACCAGCUGCGAAACCACCGGCUGCUCCGAGGAAACGUGGACCAGCGGCGAGCAAGAAGCAGGCGCCAGUUGUGGAGGUUGUUGGUGUGUCUCCGGUGAAGAAAGUGAGGAAGAUGAGAUCUUCGCCGUUUAACAAGAAGAGCGGUUCUGUAAUGGCGAGGUUGGCUACUACUAGUAACAACAAUACGGAGGUGGAGGAAGGAGGGAGUAGUGAGAGUGUUGUGGCGGAAAAGAUAGCGAGGCCUCUGAGAGCAAACAGGAAGCAAAUGAGGUAUGUGCUGAGUGACUCGGAGAGUGAGUCUGGGAAUGAUUCUGAGUUUGAGGAGAUUGAAGACGACGAAGACUUUGAGUAG
Molecule: messenger RNA, 4287 nt
Organism: Microthlaspi erraticum
Lineage: Eukaryota; Viridiplantae; Streptophyta; Magnoliopsida; Brassicales; Brassicaceae
Source: the annotation of a GenBank genome assembly